Ectocarpus siliculosus is the source of this 765-nucleotide messenger RNA. The record is from the annotation of a GenBank genome assembly. NCBI's taxonomy places the organism in Eukaryota, Phaeophyceae, Ectocarpales, Ectocarpaceae.
AUGGCGCCGCGACAAGUCUUCCCGUACCAUGAGUGCGGAGUCCUCCGCACGCCGCGGCAGUUGCUGGCAGAGUCGCAGCAGCAGCAGCGGAAGGAGCUCGAGUCGCAACAGCAGGAGCAGCAUCGUCAGGGAGAGCAAUGGGCCGACAUUGAUAAGCCAUCGCCCUUUACCCCGACGUUUGAUGAGUCAGGAAGCAGCGGAGGCGAGGCGGCCUGCGUGCAGCAACCGCACUGCAGCGACCUGCGGGACGCGCUGAACGAUGACGACGACGACGACGACGACGACGAGAGCUUGGACUUGGGGGCGGUCUGGGCGAGCCGCGAGUUCGUGCCCAAGCCCGGGGUGGAGAUUUUCGUCGGGGGCCUCACGCGCAGCACGCGGCGCGACAUGCUGCGGGAUUGGUUUCAGCAUGCCGGGGAAGUGACCGAAGUGCGCAUCGCGCGCGACAAGAGGCGUAGGAGGUGCCGCGGGUACGGCUACGUGCGCUUCGCCACGAGCGAGCAGGCAAACCGGGCCAUCGACACCAUGCACCGCUUCGAGUUCAAGCACGGCAGGUUCCUCGGCGUCUUGCCCUCUGAUGAAAAUCGCACGCUGUUUGUGGGAGGGCUCCAGGAGGAAUGGAGCUGUGCCUACAUAUGCCAGCUUCUCAAAGAAAAAAUGGUGAGAUUGUUGAUUCAGUUGGGCCCCUUUGGGGCUGUCCAGGUACGCCGCGUUCGGAUGUGCACACCGCGCAGUAUCGGCGAGGGCCGGAGGUGGCGCCCGUAG